AUGUGGAUAUCUAUUAAUUUCAUGAUAUUACUGCUUAAUUAUUUGACUAAGGCUGAUGUGAAUAUAAGUUAUGUAAUAAGAAAUUAUCAAAAUCCUUAUAAUUUGGAUAGCAGAUUAAGAAAAUGUGAAGCAUUAAAUGUUUUUGGUGAUCAUUGUGAUCCAUUUUUUCAUUUUGCUGCUUAUACAACAACUGAAAAAUGGGAAAAACGUUCAACGUUGCGUAAAGAAGCUGGACCAUUUGUAAACUCAAAGUAUAUCGAUCACAUUCUCGACACAUAUGAAAUACAGCCAAUAUUUCCGGAUGCCAUAGAAAUUGAACUUGAUAUUCAUGAUAGUGAUAUAGAUGAAGAUCAACGGAUAGCUCUAUUUAGAAGAACAGUUCCACUUGAAACUAAAGGAAAACAUGAAUUUCGGAUGGGUGUCGAUGUCAAAGUUGAAGCCCAUAUUGAGAUAACUUGUACCAAAGAUUAUUAUGGACAGCGUUGUGAGGUAUAUUGUACACCUCUAUAUGAUUUAUGGAAAUGUGAUGAGAAUACCGGUGCUAGAAUAUGCAGUAAACCGUGUUUACAUGGCAAAUGUGUUCUCACAAGUAUUAGUGCAAUAUGUGAAUGUACAUUAAAUUGGCAUGGUGAAUUUUGUCAAACUCCUAUUGAAUCUAAAAUUAUAUCAACUAUUUUAACUCCUGAUAUAAAAACAAUUCAUAUUGCUAAACCAUUACAAAUUAAUCAAUCAAUUAGAAAUCAAACUAGAUAUAUUCAUUUAAAUAAUAAAAUUAAUAAAUUAUCCAUGAUGACAACAACAGCAACAACAACAGCAACAAUGAGAAAGUAUAAUGGAACAAUUCAAGUUGUUCAAUUAAAAUUUGAUAAUGAACACCUUAAUAUUGAUCAAUCUAAUAAUGAUACUUUGUUUACUUUAACAACAAGAAAUACUCAAAUUAAUUUAGAUCAAUCCAAAGUAUCGACAAUUGGUAACAAUUCAGAAAUAAUGAAACAAUCUGAUGGUAACAUGAAUCAUCUAUCUGGUCAAUUUUCUAAUCAUGAAAGACGUAAUUAUAUCAUUUUAGCGUUCAUUAUAAUAGGUUUAUUGAUAUGGCUUAUUAGUGUUCUUAUCAUUGGUUUUGUGUGUUAUCGCCGUCGACACAACCGUAAAGUAUCUGUUCGUAAAAGUGCUUUAUGGACAAAUAUUAAUUAUGAACCAAAUUUAUAUCAAACAAAUUUAUCAUCACCAACAGAACCCUUUAUAAAGCAACAAUAUGAUCAUGAAACUUUACAAAAUAAAAUAAAAUUAAUUACAAAUAAUAAUCAAAUCAAUUAUCCUUCAUUAAAAAAAAUAUCACCAAAAAGUGUUUUAAGAAAUUCAUCAACUUUACCAAAACUUCCAAUCAAUGAACAUCAUCAACGUAGAUCAGUACGUUAUAUACGUACACCAAAUGAAUUAUCUAAAUUACAUUUUAGUACUAUAUCACAUAUACCAAUAUCUAGUCCAUCAUAUUCAAUAGAUACACAACAAACAAAUUUAUCACCAACUGAUAGUUGUCAACCAAUAUGUGAUACAACAUAUGAAGAAUUAACAUGUUGUAUAAAUGAUCAUUUACAUUGGAAACAUAAUAAUUUAUCAAUAGCGCCUAAAUUAACAACUUUUCAAUGA
Molecule: messenger RNA, 1650 nt
Organism: Schistosoma mattheei
Lineage: Eukaryota; Metazoa; Platyhelminthes; Trematoda; Strigeidida; Schistosomatidae
Source: the annotation of a GenBank genome assembly